Molecule: messenger RNA, 3840 nt
Organism: Closterium sp. NIES-65
Lineage: Eukaryota; Viridiplantae; Streptophyta; Zygnematophyceae; Desmidiales; Closteriaceae
Source: the annotation of a GenBank genome assembly
AUGAGUGCUCUUAGCCACGCGCCAACACCUGUGCACGCUGCUGUUAGUGCUCUUAGGCACGCGCCAACACCUGUGCACGCUGCUGUGAGUGCUCUUAGGCACGCGCCAACACCUGUGCACGCUGCUGUGAGUGCUCUUAGACACGCGCCAACACCUGUGCACGCUGCUGUGAGUGCUCUUAGGCACGCGCCAACACCUGUGCACGCUGCUGUGAGUGCUCUUAGGCACGCGCCAACACCUGUGCACGCUGCUGUGAGUGCUCUUAGACACGCGCCUGUGCUCGACGUGCACGGGUGCAACCUGACAGGGUCCAUCCCAGCCACAGUGGGGCGGCUGGCGAGCCUCAAGUUCUUCCUGGUGAACCAGAACCGCCUGUCAGGGUCCAUCCCGGCCACCGUGAGCGGCAUGCAGCGGCUGUACAUGUGGGACAUCAUGGACAACCGCGUUGAGGGCGCCGUGCCCUCCUUCCACGGCGCCAACGAGCUCGGUCACCUGUGCCCACAUGAGUCGCAACCUGCUCACCUCAGUGCCGGCGCACAUCAGCAGACUACCCAAGCUAGAGCACGUCGUUCCGAUCCCUCCCAGCGUUCCGAUCCCUCCCAGCGUUCCGAUCCCUCCCAGCGUUCCGAUCCCUCCCAGCGUUCCGAUCCCUCCCAGCGUUCCGAUCCCUCCCAGCGUUCCGAUCCCUCCCAGCGUUCCGAUCCCUCCCAGCGUUCCGAUCCCUCCCAGCGUUCCGAUCCCUCCCAGCGUUCCGAUCCCUCCCAGCGUUCCGAUCCCUCCCAGCGUUCCGAUCCCUCCCAGCGUUCCGAUCCCUCCCAGCGUUCCGAUCCCUCCAUGUCCCCCCCUCCAUGUCCCCCCCUCCAUGUCCCCCCCUCCAUGUCCCCCCCUCCAUGUCCCCCCCUCCAUGUCCCCCCCUCCAUGUCCCCCCCUCCAUGUCCCCCCCUCCAUGUCCCCCCCUCCAUGUCCCCCCCUCCAUGUCCCCCCCUCCAUGUCCCCCCCUCCAUGUCCCCCCCUCCAUGUCCCCCCCUCCAUGUCCCCCCCUCCAUGUCCCCCCCUGUGUCUCACCCUUUCCCUCCCGCCAUCCUCUCGUGCAUCACGAAGCAGGCUGGUGGACAGCAACCGGCUCACCCAUCCCAUCCCAGCGGCAUUCAACAACACAAACCUCACUGUCAUGUGCGUGCCACUGUCAUCUACUGGAGUAACAACGUGCUGCCCAGCCUGCCCACCACGUGGCUCCUCCCCCACCUCAAGGACUUCCUCGCCAGCAACUGUUCACUACCACAGCAACCGCUGCCAUCCUUCCCGCUCUCUGCCAGCCUUGCCAACCUCGAUCUGAGCAGCAACAAGUUCACAGGCGCCAUUCCCCCCACGCUCUUCUGGCACAGCCCCAACCUCAUCAACCUCAACCUGGCCAACAACUCGCUCACCGGCCACCUGCCUCAGCAGAUCGCCAAUGCCUCCAAGCUGCAAUCGCUGUUCCUAGCAGGCAACAACCUGACAGGCGCCAUUCCGGACAUGUCAGGGCUGCCAAGCCUCGUGGCGCUCUCCCUCUACGACAACGACUUCACUGCCGUGCCGCCCGCCCUGCUCAACCAAACCAACGCCACUCUGCAGCUGUAUGGCAACGACCUCUGCAAGCCAUUCCGCGCGGAGAUCGCGCAGCAGUGCUCCCCGCCGCGCCUUCUCACGCAGUACACGGCGCGCGCCAUCUGCGCAGAGCUCGCGUGCGCCAGCGACCUCUUCCGCCCCAGCGAGCCGCUGUUCCGCGACGCCAGCGAGUGCGUGUGCGUGUCGCCGCUGCGCGCCGAGCUGGGGCUGUACCUGACGGACCUCGUGGUCUUCACAGACGACCAGGUGACGAGCCUGGAGGACAAGCUCUUCUCGCAGCUCACCACCCGCGCGCACAUCAACAUCACGCGCAAUCAGGUGCAAGUGACGGGCAUCAGCAGCCGUGCGUCACUCGCCUCACUGGCGUCAACAUUCGCGUCCGACCACACGAUGCACGAGUCCACGCUCAUCAUCACCGCGCUCUUCUUCCCGCCCGCCGGGGACGACUCCUGGCUGCCCAGCGACACGCCCCGCGCCAUCCGCGCCGCGCUCUCCACGCGCGACCCGACGCUGCGCGCCAACCUGGACGAGUUCGGGUCGUACCGCGUCGAAGCCUUCUACGGCCCUGCUCCGUACAAGCCGCCGUCGCAGGCAGCAUCAGCACUAAGCCCAGGCACCAUCGCGGCCAUUGCCAUCUGCUGCGCCACGCUUGUCAUCUCGCUCGCCCUCGUGCUGCUCUUCCGCCCCUGGGAGAAGCGAGGGUGGAGCCAUGCGGACUACGAGGCGCUGGAGGGCAUCAGCCUGCAGCACGCGCGGCGCUACUCGCUGCAGCAGCUGCACGACGCCACUGAUGGCUUUGAUGACCAGCGCGUGCUAGGGCAGGGCGGAUUCGGCAAGGUGUACCGCGGGGAGCUGAACGGUGAAGCAGUGGCGAUAAAGAAGGCGAGGGAGAAGCAGCGGCAUGACGGGGCGGACUUCAAGAACGAGAUCGAGCUGCUCACCGCCGUGUCGCACGGCAACCUCGUGCGCCUCACAGGCUUCUGCGUCGAGAAGGACGAGCAGCUUCUCGUGUUCGAGUUCAUGGAGGGCGGUGCUCUGGACGCGUGGAUCAAAGGCAAGAUGGGUCGCAUGCUGACAUGGCGGGAGCGGAUGCGUAUUGCGCUGAACGCAGCGAGUGCGCUGCACUACCUGCACCGCGAGAUGAGGCCUGCCAUCGUGCACCAUGACAUCAAGCCGCCGAACAUCCUGCUGACAGCAGCGCUGGAGGCGAAGGUGGCGGACUUUGGGACGUCCAAGUCCAUGCCGGAGCGCGGCGAGUUCAUGCCCGAUGAGAUCGUGGGCAGCAAGGGCUACAUAGACCCCUACUUCGUGCAUUCAGGCGUGCUGACGGAGAGCAGUGACGUGUACAGCUUCGGGGUGGUGCUGCUGCAGCUCGCCACGGGGCAGCCGCCGCUCAUCCAGCACGUGCCGCUCAGCCAGGUCGUGCUGCACCUCGCCUUCGGCCCGCAAGGCCUCGCCUCCGUCGUCGACCCGCGCCUCCACCACGCCCUGCUCGCCGCUGCCGCCCCCUCCGAUGAUGGCGCCGCCGCUGCUGCGGGUGUGGUUGGUGGCGGUGCGGGGGAGUGGGAGGAAGGGGGAGUGAGCGCAUGGGAGAUGGUGGCGGGGCUGGAGGAGACGUUCAGCACGUUCCUGCGGAUCGCGCUGUGGUGCACCGCGGAGCACCCCACGCUGCGCCCCGACAUGGAGCAGGUCGUGUCGGAGCUGCGGAAGAUUCGAGACCAGCUGGGAGCGGGGAUGGCUGGUGGGGGCAGCAGCAGAAGAAGCCCGCGUGGGACCGCCAGUGGGUUCACGACGCCCUCGUCCUUCCACGGGUCGCUGCCUCCCCUUGAUGCCACUGCGUUCAGCAGCCCCAGCGUGACGGAGGAGCAGAGCAUGAGCGGCACACAGGACUACACGUGGAGCGGUUAUAGCGCCACACAGGGGCCCCCUUCUCAUCCCAGCUACCCCCCUGCUACCGUUGCUGCUGGAGGUGGUGAAGCGUCACCAGGGGCCCACAGGCAGCAAGCAGCGCAGCAGCAGCAGCAGCAGGGCGCGGCUCGAGGGGCAGGUGGGUUGGCUCCCCUGUGGGGCCCUGGGCUUGUCGGUGGGGUGCAUCCCCCUCCAUCCAGUGCCGCCCAGGAGGAUGGAGCCAUGGGACGGGGGUACGCUGGUGGCUCGUCUGCUACAGCCAGUGGAGUCACAGACGAGGAACAAGGGCACACUGACACGAUGACAGGGCCGCGUGCUCGGUAG